AUGAUAGUUGCUGGAGAGUGGAGGUUUCUGGAGAAUUUUCAGCUGACUAAGUCUAUGGGAAAGUAUAAGGCAACAAACCAUGCUUUCAAGAUGUCCUUGACUAACACCACAAUAGUAAGCCGAUCUCCUUCGCUGUCGACUGAUUGGUAUUUGGACCUGCAGAGCUUUGAGAGCAUAACUGCUGAAGAUGGUCUCAAUGAAAACAUCUUAAUCGAUGUGGUUGGCCAAGUCGUGAACAUUGGUGUGAUGAAAUCAAGUGAUACCAAUGGGAAGGUUUCUAAGAGAUUGGAGGUGGAGCUACGGGACACAAGAUUUGCUGAUACCAUGUGGGCUGCUGGUGAGAACGCAGGCAACAACAUUGUUACCUGUUUACUCCGACUAGCGAAGAUAAAUCAAUUUAAUGGUGAAAGAUCCAUAGCAAAUGCGUAUGAUAUGUCUUUGUUGCUGAUCAACUCCGAUUAUCCGGGAGUCCUAGAUUUUGUCGAGAAUUUUCCAAAAGAUGGAAUAUCUAUUGCCUUUAUACAACCGAAGGCUGCUGAACCAAAAGCGGAGAAGAAGAUUGAUUAUUUCAAUCAGUUUGAGAGGAGAACCAUUUCCGAGCUACAGGAAUCUACUAUGGAGGGUAAGUUUAAGAUCAUGGGAAGUAUUUUCAACAUAGACAUGGAUUUCGGUUGGUAUUACUUCACAUGUAUCAAGUGUGAUAAAACUGUAUAUUUGGUUCCCAAGAAAGAAAAUGAUCCUCCAAGCAAGGUGAAGAAGCGUUUGUUUUGUUGUAAUCAUUGCAAUGACAACACAACGAAAGUUCAACCAAUGUACAAGUUGAUUCUUGAUGUUAUGGAUAACACUGCUAAGACUAAGGUUAUGUUGUGGGGUAAUAAUGCUCAAAAACUUGUGAAAAAAACUGCCUCGGAGAUAUUGGAUGGUAAUUUUGAUGAGAUUGAAGACCCAGCCAAUAUUCCUGAAGCUUUGAAGUCCUUGGUUGGUAAAAGCUACCAGUUUCUUGCCACCAUUGACAAGGGUAACAUUAAUGAUGGGAAAGAUACUUACAAAGUAUCCUUGGUUGAAGCUGGUAGCAAUUCAGACCAUGUUGAAAACAUAGAGGAUUAUGAGCAAAUGAUUGAUCCCUUUUCAAUUGUGUCUACUGAUCAGGGUCAUACUGUUGGAACAUACCGCACCGAGGUUGAAGAUGGGUUAGAGACAUCUCCAACUACUCCUUCUUCGAAGAGAAAGGAAGAUGCAUAUGCUGAUUUGUCUAACCAUUCGUCUUCCUCCAAGAAAAAAUGUGUUACUAAUAUCAGUGCGGACAUUGACAAUGAAGGAGCUAAAGGUCCAGCAGAGUGA
This is a messenger RNA of Camelina sativa (false flax), 1341 nucleotides long. NCBI's taxonomy places the organism in Eukaryota, Viridiplantae, Streptophyta, Magnoliopsida, Brassicales, Brassicaceae. The record is from RefSeq and is a predicted model, not a curated record.